Messenger RNA from Dovyalis caffra, 1245 nucleotides. NCBI's taxonomy places the organism in Eukaryota, Viridiplantae, Streptophyta, Magnoliopsida, Malpighiales, Salicaceae. The record is from the annotation of a GenBank genome assembly.
AUGAAAGCCGAGCAAGAGACAGAGGAGAAGAAUCGUGCUUUGAAUGCUUUGGCACACAAUGAUGUGCGGUAUAGAAGAUACACUAUUGAAGAGAUUGAAGAAGCCACAGAUAAAUUCGCAUCAUCAAAUAAAAUUGGUGAAGGAGGAUAUGGACCUGUGUAUAAAGGCAAACUUGAUCAUACCCCAGUUGCCAUCAAGGCGUUAAGACCUGAUGCUGCUCAAGGGAAGAAGCAGUUCCAACAGGAGGUAGAGGUUCUCAGCACCAUUAGACACCCACACAUGGUCCUUCUUCUUGGUGCCUGCCCUGAGUAUGGAGUCUUGGUAUAUGAAUACAUGGACAACGGAAGCUUGGAAGACAGGCUGCUUCAAAAACAAAACACCCCUCCAAUUCCAUGGAGCACACGAUUCAAAAUAGCUGCUGAGAUUGCUACCGCACUUCUGUUCCUCCACCAGGCAAAGCCAGAACCCCUUGUCCACCGUGACCUGAAACCAGCAAACAUUCUUUUAGACCGUAACUAUGUGAGCAAAAUUAGUGAUGUUGGCCUUGCUCGGUUAGUCCCUCCUUCUCUAGCUGAUAGUGUCACACAAUACCACAUGACCUCAGCUGCAGGUACGUUUUGUUAUAUAGAUCCCGAGUAUCAACAAACAGGAAUGUUAACUACAAGAUCAGACAUAUACUCGUUGGGAAUAAUGCUACUCCAAAUCAUCACGGCCAAGCCUCCGAUGGGUCUUGCUCAUCAGGUGGGGAGGGCCAUUGAAAGAGGAAGAUUUGCAGACAUGCUUGACCAAACAGUAGCAGACUGGCCUGUGGAAGAGGCGUUAAGAUUUGCUAUACUGGCAUUGAAGUGUGCAGAACUAAGGAAGAGAGACAGGCCAAGCCUUGCCACAGUUAUAGUGCCGGAGCUUAACCGGUUGAGAGACCUUGGAAUGAACACAGAACAGCAAAGAAGCAACAACAUUAUCCAGAGACGUGGAGUAAGCAGCAGAGGUAGUAGCCGCAGUCCUCUUCCACAUCCUAAGUCAUCUUCACAGGCAAGGAUGUCAAAUGCAACUCAGAGAGGACUGAACAAGCUUCUAAUCAGGAAGCGCGCAACAGCUAAGAAAGUUAAGAGGCAACUUACGAGAACCAAAACCAGAAAGCUAAUUCCUGAUGGAAAAGAAUCGAAGAAGCGUUCAAAAACUAAAAGACGCGGGAAUAGAAGGAUGUUUGUAUGGGAUGACAAGUACCUUCAAGACAGUGAAUAG